Molecule: messenger RNA, 20434 nt
Organism: Odontomachus brunneus
Lineage: Eukaryota; Metazoa; Arthropoda; Insecta; Hymenoptera; Formicidae
Gene: trol
Product: basement membrane-specific heparan sulfate proteoglycan core protein-like
Exons: 60
Coding region: 660-16865 (5401 amino acids)
Cellular component (GO): plasma membrane
Molecular function (GO): calcium ion binding; protein binding
Source: RefSeq, a predicted model, not a curated record
AGAGAGAGAGAGAGAGAGAGAGAGAAAGAGCCGGACACGGCGGGGAGAGGGAAAACCACGGGGGCUUUUGAAAAAGUUUUAUCUUGUCGGCGCGCUUCGGCCUCUCAGACGCUACCGAACGCCGGUACGGUGUUGUUGGCCACGGUGUGGCGCGCGGCCUCCUCGCCGACGAGUUGCGAGUAAAGAGAGCGAACGGAAAGAGAUUGGAAGAGAAAGAGCAAGAGGGAGAGAGAGUUCCGGUCGUGUGCCGCGGUUUCCGGCCCCGGUCGGUCCGUCAGCUUCCGUCCGCCCGCGCGCUCGCGAACGUCCGCGCGAGAGGAGCCGGACCAUCGAGGAGGAGAGACUCUCCCGACGAGCGUUAUCCGCAGGACGAGAGGGCAGCCGUACGUCCUUGGAGGAAUCGUUCUUCCUUCGCUCGUCUCUCGCCAUGCACCGUCGCUGAGGUGGUGUCCCGUGGUGCCGGUCGAGAGAGAGAAAGAACGAAAGAGAGAGAGAGAGAGAGAGAGAGUGAGCGAGCGAGCGAGCGAACGAGAAAGGGGGAUACGUAAAUAGAGAGAGAAGAGGGAAUCGAGAAAGAGGGAAGAGGAGGAGGAUCAGUCAGGAAGAGGGCGAAGAGGUCGACAAGAGUGACUCCUUGGCCGCGGGGGACCAACGACGAGAUGAAGAACCGUGUGUUGCUAAAGAGUGCGUUGCUCCUGCUGCUGAUCGCGGCGAACGGCCUGGUGACAGCAUCCGAGGACGAUGACCUGAUUUUCGACCCAGAUGGCAAGCAACUUCCGGCCCAGGCGCCGUUGAUCGAAACGCAACAGGACCAGUCAUUUUUCCACAGGAUAAAGAGAGGAUUUUGGAACUUUUUCGAGCCGCAAAGCAGCUCAACAACUACAACCACGACGCAAACGCCACCAGAUCAAGAGCAGACAGUACACCAAGAUCAGAAUCUAAAUCAGGAUCAGGAGCAAAAUAUCGACGACUCGGUCUUCGUCAACACUCAGGAUGGAAACCGUACAGUCUCUCAGGUGAAAGCGUCGAGUGUCGAAAACGGCGUCAUCGAGAGAUUGACUCUCAACAACGGCAACGACGACGACAACGACGAAGACAACGAGCACAAUAACGAAGUCGAAGACGUUGCGGAAAGUCGUAGGAUACCGGUGACAUAUGGGAACAGCGACGACGAGGACUUGGCCGGCUCGGGAGAUAUCGAAGGCAGCGCGUCCGAAACGGACCAGGACAACCGUGUUAACACGGACAACCAUCGCACUGUCGGUCCUGCGAGAUUCUAUCGAGUCACCUUGACGGUCGGCGAACCCUACAGGCGAGAGUACUCCGACAGGAACAGCCCCGAGUACCGAAUCCUGAGCAGCAAUCUCACCAAGGCCCUCGAGAACUUGUAUAAUAAUCACAUUCCGAAUUACAAUUAUUUCGCGAACGUCGUCAAGAUAUCACCGACGUCCGACGCUUUCACGUCCCAGGUCACCCUCGACAUCGGCUCGACGUUCACGGACGAGCACAAAGUGCGCGACGUCCUCGAGCAACAGCUCGAGCAGUAUCAUUCCUUGGGCAACAUCCAAGUAGGUCCUGAGGGAUUCACCUUCAGGAUAUUCCAAGCCGGCGAGAAAGACACACAACCGGAAUGCGAUCAAUCGGCCGAGUUAAUGUGCAAGAGCGGUGCAUGCGUGCCGUUAGAAUCGCGCUGCGACGGCGUGUUGCAAUGCGACGACGGUUCGGACGAGGACAACUGCCCGGGGGAUGUAAAGACGAUUGAAGAUACGACCUCGGAUCUGCCGACGGAGAUGCCGGACGACAUCAAGGGUGACGACGAGGGUGAGGACGAGGAUUCGAUCCACGAAUCCACGCUGAGGCCAACCGUGAGCAAGUGUCGCGCCGACGACACGGUACGCUGCGCCGACGGCAGCCGUUACAUCUGUUCGGUGCAGGAGUGCGACGGUAUUCCGGAUUGCGAUGACGGCGGUGACGAGGUCGACUGCCCGCACCCAGGCUGCGGCGCCGGCGAAUUCGCGUGCGACGUCAACAGAUGCAUAUUGGAACAGCAACGAUGCAACUUCGUCGAGGAUUGUCAAGACGGUAGCGACGAGCACGACUGUCACUAUCCCGCUUGCUCGUCGACGCAGUUCUUGUGCAAAAACGGACAGUGCAUCGACAGAAACAAAUACUGCAAUGGCGUGCUGGACUGCCACGACGGUACCGAUGAGCACAACUGCCACUGCAGGGAUGACCAAUUCGAAUGCGCGCCUGGUUUUUGCGUGCCUUUAUCACGACGCUGUGACGGAUUCGCGGACUGUAACGGUGGAAGGGACGAACAAAAUUGUCCGAACAUGACACAAUGUCGAGCGGACGAAUUCGAGUGUGACGACGGCUCGUGCGUCAGCAAAAACGCAAGAUGCGAUGGACGGAACGAUUGUCACGAUCAUUCCGACGAGUAUAAUUGCAAUGUGACCACCUGUAGCGGGGAUCAGUAUCGGUGUUUGGACGGCAUCUGCCUGAGCAUCGACAAGCGCUGCAACGGAGUGCCCGACUGCCGCAACGGCGAGGAUGAGAACCAGUGCGGUUGCGGAGAGGCCGAGUUUCGCUGCACGGACGGCCGCUGCAUCGGCUACGAGUUGCAGUGCAACGGGGUGAACGAGUGCUCUGAUGGCUCUGAUGAAAGGGACUGCGUGACAUAUUCGCGGCGGAACUUUCACAACGCCGGAAAGUUCGCCGCACGGAUGUCGUCGGCUGCGACCUUCCGCGGAGGAGAGAAGCCCGCGGAAGACAACACAUCGCGGCCAUCCGCGACCACAGAGAGUGUCCAUCGACUCACCAUCAUACCGUCCGUGACGAUCAGCGACUCGAUUUUGGAGAUGUUCCCGGAAGAAGCUCGACCACGAGUCAUUCCGAGCUCCGUGCUGCGGAAUCCUACGCCGUACUUGACGAGAAUCGCACCCGAACGGGAAGAUGACGGGAAGCGCGACUCGUCCUUGCGAAGCGAGCCGCAACACGCAGGUCGCGAGCUCGACGCGAAGACUCGCCACGGAAACGUCACGAUUUAUCGACCGAGUGUCGGCCGCGGCGAGUCCGAAGCACUCAGCCCUGAACGACCCAAGCUGUCGGAUGAUCUCGUCAAGUCCAUGAUUCAAUGGAAGCACAAUAACGAUUCGGCGAAAAAUGGCCGAGCCGAUCGCCGGACUGACAGUGCGCGAAAAGUGAAAACUGCGAGCGCGCUGGGAAAAUUCACUGCGUCAGGUUUGAACGUGACGAUCGAGUCCUCGUCCGUGCAGGGAGACCUUAUGAGAAAUGAAGAUAUUAGAGGUAGAGGUGACGCUCAAUCGGGGAAGAACAAUGGCGCGUACGAAGUUAACGCGAUGAAAACACGGUCACGGAAAACGCGCAAAAGAAAGCGGAAGCCAAAAGUGAGCGCGUCGCAGGAAAGCGCGAAUCGCAAGAACGAAAUGACAAAGAGAAAGCCAGACAGAAAGUAUGGGAAGUACAUGAAUGAAUAUUUGAGAAAAUCUAUGAUCGCAACGGGAACGACGACGGAGCUCGCGGUCGACGCGCGAACCUCGUCAACGGCAGCGAGUGUGGUUGCGGGAAAAAUAAACAGAACCCUCGAGGCCUGGCAGGUCGAGGGGCAGAAUACGAGGGAGACGAUUAACCCUGACGCGCCGACCCACUCGAAGCAACGGGCGCUGUCGCGAGAGACUUACGUAACGAAAGGUAACAAAUUGGACAGCGAGGAGGAUUUUUUCGGAUAUAGGACGAGGAAAAACAGUAGACUCUGGUAUUAUAAAAAAAAAUAUCUGAGGAUCCACGGCGUGGCGAUCGAAACGACGAGUGCCGCGGUCGCGAGCGGGAAUGAAGUCGAGGGGUAUAAUCUGGCGAAUAAUCCGACGGACGCGAAUCACGAUCGGGCGCGAGAGUUGAUUCCGUCCGUGCCGGGAGAAACGACCGUCGCGGGAAUCGCAAAAGUCCACAAGGACGAUUACCCUUUCAUAAAGACGGAGAGUCUGCUGUACGAGUCGAGUUCCCCGGAUGUGAAGCUCCAUCGUUAUUUCCCAGAGACCAGCCGCACAUCCGAGACCACUAACGAUAUCGACAGGGCGCGGAUGGAUCUCCCAAUUCCGGGCGACAACUCGAUCAGUUCUAACCAAAGUGCGAGAAACGAUGGCGCGGACGAGAAACGCGAGCAGUCGCAAGCCGUUGCGGAGAAGUUGGCGGAGGAUAACGACAACCCGACCAGCGGCGACGACAAGAUCGAUUCCGGAUUGUUAAACUCCGACGAGACCACCGAAUCGAUGACCGCGCGUGAUUUUGCACACACGAUGCCGUGCGAAUUUCAAGGGUCCAGGGAGACUCUGGAGGAGGAUUCGAAGCAUGACUUCGGCGUUCUGCUCGACUGCACGACGAUGACGACGACGAUGACGUCACCCACAACGACGACCACAACGACAAUGACAACGACAACAAAGGUAUCGGGGAUCCUCGUGACGCGCGCAAACGAAGACGAGUCCACAGAGAAGCCCUCCGCAGAGAAGCACAACAAAUGCAAGCACAAAGAUCACCAUAAUGAUCAUCAGAACAAUAGGUGCAAGAAACGGAAGAAGAAUUGCAAUGGCAAAAAUAAGAGGUGCAAGAAGCGAACGACCGUGGCUCCCGAAGCAAGCAUAACGAUGACGACAAGAACGACAACCAGUGUCGAUUACAGCCUUGAUUACAGCACAGAGACCGCGUCUUCCCGUGAUAAGUGGAGCUAUGGCAAGGUAGAUGUUGACUCGGACAUGAGUACCAGCGAUAAGAAUGACGAGAUUACGACGGAGAGUUUCAAAACGCGGCUCUGGAGCGUUGACAAGCCCGUCACGGCAUACUUUGCAAGAGGCGGCAACCAGAGCAGACCUCAAUCGGACGUAGAUCUCAGCAACAGUGGUGCUACCACGCCAACCACACCCAACGAGAAGUGCGUGAAAAGACGCACUGCAACUAUCACUGAGGCUGCGUUUUCCAAAGGAGUGCCAUUGAGCGAUAAUGAAGACUCGACUGAAGACUGCGCGGAGAACACAUCGUCCACCGACGGGCCUGCAGAAGACGACGAGUCUCAGACAACGGGCUAUCAGGCUGCUGCCAUCGACGGUGACGAUUCUUCCGCGUCCGACUCGGUCAGCACCCCGAGGGCUUCUAGCGUGAAGACGAAUCAGACGAACGAUGAGCAAGAGUACUCAACACGCACCGUUAACGAACAUCGAAGCAGCGACGAGCGAGAAAACGCAACAGAUGAACCGUUGGUCCAGAGCCAAGGGGGCGAUGGGAAUAGCAAAGAAUCAAGCGAGUGGAAUCAGGAGGACAGUACGCAGCCUACGAUGGGUGCCACCGUGCACCCGUACUGGGACAGCGAGGAGACAGACGACGAGGAGGAGGAGGAGGAGGAAGAGAAGGAGGAUACGACGGGAGCGUCGACUUUCAACGGGGACGUCAACGUCGCGACGUUAGUCCCCGAGGAUUACGAGGCCGACAAUUGCGACGAGAACCAGCACGCCUGCGACAAGUACACGUGCAUCGAUGAGGACAAGCUCUGCGACGGCAUCGUGGACUGUCUCAGCGCCAACGACGAGAUCGGCUGCGACUACAUAUAUAUGAAGAGAUGGCAAGAGCAUCUGAGAGGCAGUGGAGGCUCGACCACCUUUCAGCCGCCAACGCAUCCGCCGAGGAACACGUCGACAGAGGAAUACAGCAGUUUCGAGUAUCCUCGCAACAGCGGCUGCGUAAACGCGUUGAACUUCUGCGACGGAAAGAGGGACUGCGCGGACGGCAGCGACGAGGAGUUCUGCAUGAACGUCGUGUCCGAAGACCCCACGUCGAAUCCACGCUGGCGACCGCCACGCAGAAGGGAAUGCGACCCGAAGAAGGAAAUGCGUUGCGAUGAUGGUGCUUGCGUUCUCCUGCGGCGUAGGUGCGACAAUAUCUUCGACUGCUUCGACGGCAGUGACGAGCGGGGCUGUGGGGUGUGUACACCUGCCGAAUGGAAGUGCGCCAGUGGCGAAUGCUUGCCGGAAAACUAUAGAUGCGACGGGAUAACGCACUGCGCCGACGGCUCCGAUGAGGAUGGAUGCGUCACCGAAUGUCCGGCUGGAUGGUUCCGAUGCAACGACGGAUUGUGCCUCGACAAUAAGAGACGUUGCGAUGGCCGACCGCAUUGCCUCGACGGCUCCGACGAGAUCAAUUGCCCUCGUAACGAAUGCCCGGAGAAUCAAUUGCCCUGCGGCAACGGUGUCUGCAUCAAUAAGAAGUUCUUCUGCGACCACAAUAUCGACUGCCAUGACGCUACUGACGAGCGAGAUUGCCCGGAUAUCAACGAGGGCGUCGAUACGAAGCAAUGCCCCCAUGACAGCUUCACCUGCAACGACGGCAGCUGCAUAUCUCAGUCGGCGGUGUGCGACGGCCAUGCGGACUGUCCGCACGACGAGGACGAGAGCACAUGUCGUCGAGGAUGCACGCGAGACCAGUUCCAGUGUGCCAACGGGGACUGCAUCAAUGCUGAUCAGAGAUGCAACGGGUACAUCGAGUGCGCCGACGGCUCCGACGAACCUGAGGAAUGCGAGUCACCACCAGGGACGGGUCAUUGUGCGGCAAGCCAGUUCAUGUGCAUCUCAGACAGAAGCUGCGUGCCGCACUCUUCCGUCUGCAACGGAAUUCCAGAGUGCACGGACGGCUCGGACGAGGAGAACUGCGAUCACCGGCUGCGGUGCACCGACGAGGAGUGGAGGUGCAAGAGUGGCGAUUGCGUGCCACGCCAUCAACGUUGCGAUCGACGAAUCGAUUGCCCGGACGACGAUAGCGACGAGUUGGACUGCGAUUAUCGGGCGUUGCAGAGAAAUCACAGUCGUUGCCGGUCGCACGAGUGGCAGUGCAACGACGGUCACUGCAUACCGGCGCAUCAGCGUUGCGACAGAAAACUCGACUGUCCUAGAGACAUGUCCGACGAGAUCGGUUGCAGUUACGAGAAGCGUCCGACCGACGGCGGGUCCGAUCUCAGGCUGAAGACUUACCCCAGCGAACAAGUGAUCAAAGAGAACCCGGCGAAGCAAGGUCGCGAGGUCGUGUUCCAAUGCCGUGACGAGGGUCUCCUACGUGCCAGAGUACGUUGGAUCCGCGCUAACGGUCUACCUCUGCCAUCCGGCAGCCGGGACAUCAACGGUCGUCUGGAGAUACCCAACAUCCAACUCGACCACGCCGGAACUUAUAUUUGCGAGGCAGUCGGCUACUCGCCGUCCACGCCGGGCAGUCAAGUGAGCGUCAGCCUCGAAGUCGAGAAGUUUGAGCAACCGGCGACCAGACCUCCGCAAGUGUGCCAAUAUGACGAAGCCACCUGCAGCAACGGCGACUGCAUCCCCAAGUCGUACGUGUGCGACGGUAAAUUCGACUGCACCGACGGAUCCGACGAGAUGCGAUGCAGUCCGCACGGAUGCGAGCCCAACGAGUUCCGUUGCAAUAAUAAGCAGUGCGUCAGCAAGUUGUGGCACUGCGACGGCGACAAGGACUGCGCCGACGGCAGCGACGAGGAGAACUGCGCGCCGUCUCCUCCGGGAUCCGCCUGCCGUUACAACGAGUUCGCCUGCAGCAGCAACAAGCAGUGCAUCCCGAAGAGCUACCACUGCGAUAUGGAGCGGGACUGCUUGGACGGCAGCGACGAGCUCGGUUGCUCUCCCGUUUACAUCGUGAAACCACCACCGCCGAUGGUCGUUCUUGAGCCGGGCGACAUGCUGAUCCUCACCUGCACGGCGAUCGGCGUUCCGACCCCCGAGAUCAACUGGCGACUCAACUGGGGACACAUUCCAUCGAAAUGCACGACCACGUCCGUCAACGGAACAGGUACAUUGACGUGUCCAGACAUACGACCCGAGAACCAAGGUGCGUACUCGUGCGAAGCCUUGAACGUCGCCGGCUUCGUGUUCGCUGUACCGGAUGCCAUCGUCGUCGUGAAGGAGCCCGGCAAUAUCUGCCCGAAAGGCAAGUUCAAUUCCGAGGCAAAGAGCCCCGAGGAGUGCAUCUCCUGCUUCUGCUUCGGCGUCGCUACCGAGUGUCGCAGUGCCGAUCUCUUCACUUAUCACAUCCCGCCGCCGUUCGAUCGUUACAAGAUCGUGUCGGUCGAGACCACGCCGACGAUCAGAAUCCACGGUGACAUCAGCAACCAAAUAUCUCAAAUUCGACCGCUCGGCCGAGACGGCGUGCAGCUCCUGGAAGCCUUCAGCAACGACCUGAACGCCUACAACGUCCCCUAUUUCGCGCUGCCGGAGAGCUAUCAUGGCAGUCAACUCAAGUCCUACGGCGGCUACCUCAAGUACUCCAUUCGCCACAGCGGCAACGGCACACCGAACAGCGCGCCCAACGUCAUCGUGAGCGGCAACAAUUACAUCCUGAUGCACAAGAGCAGAGAGUCGACACCGAAUUUCGAGACCGAGGAGUCCGUCAGGUUCUUCUACGGCGAGUGGUACAAGCAGGAAGGAAGAACCGAGUCCUUAGCCUCCAGGGAGGAGAUCAUGAUGACAUUGGCGAACGUGGAUAACAUCCUCCUCAAGGUGAAAUACGACGACUCGCCGCAGAUAGACGUGCGUCUCACCAACAUCAUCAUGGACACCGCCGAUGUGCGAAACACCGGCCUGGGAUCGGCGUCCUACGUGGAAGAAUGUCAAUGUCCCAGUGGCUACACUGGUCUCUCGUGCGAGCAGUGCGCACCUGGAUACCUGAGGCGCGAAAAUGGACCAUGGCUCGGCCAGUGCUACAGAGACGAGCCACCGUGUCCUCCGGGAUACUAUGGCGAUCCCUCGAGAAACAUCCCUUGCCAGAUCUGUCCUUGUCCGCUCACCAACCCGUCGAACCAGUUCGCCCGUACGUGCCACCUCGGAUCUGACGGGCAACCUACGUGCGACUGUCCCGCUGGCUACGUCGGACGCAGGUGCGAGCAGUGUGCCUCCGGUUACCAAGGGAAUCCCCUUAUUCCCGGUGACAUGUGUGUCGCGGCCCAACAAUGCGAUCCUAACGGCAGCCUCAGCCCUAACGCUGAUCUGCACACUGGAAGGUGCCAUUGCAAGGAAUACGCAACGGGUCUGACUUGCAACCAAUGUAAGGCGAAUACCUUUAAUCUGGCCUCGACAAAUCAAUUUGGAUGUAUAGCUUGCUUCUGCAUGGGCAUCACCAACCGAUGCAUCUCGUCUAACUGGUAUAGGAACGAGAUUCGUGUGUCGUUCACCAAUUCGAUCCGAGACUUCUCCCUGAUCGAGUCGAAGAGCACAGACGCACCGCCGAUCAUCGAUGGUAUUCAUUUGGACACUAUCAGCCGGGAAAUCAUUUACAACGGUUUCCCCAAUCGUGGAAAUAACGACGUCUACUACUGGCAGUUGCCCAGCAUUUUCUUGGGCGAUCAAAUAACAUCUUACGGCGGCAAUCUCAAGUACACCGUCCGAUACGUUCCUUCCCCGGGCGGUCAGAGUUCAAGGAACAACGCCGCGGACGUUGAACUCAUCAGCGCUAACGACAUCAACUUGCUCUACUACUCCCGCGAGUCUCCCGAGCCAAACUCUCAGCAAUCGUUCACUGUGCCGUUGCUCGAGCAAUAUUGGCAACGCAAUGACGGGACCCAAGCGGACAGGGAGCAUCUUCUAAUGGCCUUGGCGGACGUACGAGCCAUCAGAAUCAAAGCCACUUACACGACACACACUGACGAAGCCGCGCUUUCCUUCGUGUCUUUGGACACUGCCGAAAAGUAUAACACAGGCAAGGAGCGGGCAGUCGAAGUGGAAGAGUGCACUUGUCCCGCCGGCUAUAGAGGACUUUCAUGCGAAGAUUGCGAUGUUGGUUACACGCGGGCCAUCGAAGGUCUCUACUUAGGCAUCUGCGAGCCGUGCAACUGCAACGGUCAUUCAAAUCAAUGCGAUCCUGAGACCGGUAUUUGCGAGAACUGCGCGCACCAUACUACUGGCGACUCUUGCGAGGUAUGCGAGCCCGGAUACGAAGGAGACGCCAUUCGAGGCACCCCGAACGAUUGCACGAGUGAGACACCCGGACCGAGAUGCAGAUGCAAUGCGGACGGUUCGCGCAGCACGGCGUGCGUCGACGGCCGAUGCGAGUGCAAAAGGAACGUCGAGGGCCCGGAAUGCAAUCGGUGCCGCCCGUCGACAUACGGAUUACGUGCUGAGAACAUUGAUGGAUGCAUCGAGUGUUACUGCAGCGGAGUAACUGAUCAAUGUCACGAGAGCACGCUGUAUAUACAGCAAAUACCGAUGUGGGUGUACGACUCCCAUCACGGCUUCACUCUCACAGACUCAACUCGACGCGACGUGGUCGCGGACGGCUUCGAGCUGAACGUGGCAAUGAACGAGAUCGGCUAUCGUUAUCCGGACAGCAGAAGCCGCAGACUGUUCUGGUCGCUACCGAGCGUUUUCACGGGCAACAAAGUGAAGAGUUACGGCGGAAACCUCACACUGACGCAACAUAUCACCGCGUAUCCUGAAGCCAAGAGUUACAAAGACCAAGACAUUCUGUUAAUCGGCAAUGGCAUUACGUUGUUCUGGACGAAUCCAACGGAAAUUCAACCCGACAUCCCCAUGACCUACACUGUCCCGCUGAAAGAGAACGAAUGGAGACGCUUGACGACCGAAGGACCGCGUAGCGCUUCUAGAACAGAUCUUAUGAUUGUGCUCUCCAAUUUGGAAGCUAUUCUGGUCCGCGCAUCCCACAGCGACCGGAUGACCGCGACAUACAUCAGUGACAUCAGUAUGGACACAGCCGUGGAGACCCUCACCGGGAACCGACGAGCGACGCAAGUAGAAGCCUGCCGUUGCCCGCUUGGCUACAUAGGAAGCUCUUGCGAGACCUGCGCACGCGGUUACUACAGAGAUACCAGCGAUCGGUCCGUCAGUUACCUGGGCUCGUGCAAUCUUUGCCCGUGCAACAAGAACGAGGAGAGCUGCGAGAUCAGCAGAUCCGGUCAGGUCAAAUGCCACUGCCUCCCGGGUUACACGGGACUGUACUGCCAAGAUAUCGGUGAGCUGAUGGUAAGCUUAAUGCCCAUGAACGGCGCAGUCAGGACGUACUCCACGAUCCAAUUUAAGUGCAACUAUGACUAUCCAGACACCUUUUACAUCUAUUUUAAAUUGUCGUCGCUUGACGGAUUGCCCGUAACUACGUGGGGCGACAAACCCGGUCCCAUAAUCAAGACGACAAAGGGAGCUUUUCGCACCUGGUCCGUCCACGUGAACAGCACCGCUUGCAACGUGGAAUGCCACAUCGUGAACUACCGUGGCAAAGAACUGAUCAAGAUCGUGACAUCGAUUACGCCAGUUGGAGAAACAACGACUACCACACCAGGCCCAAUACCUCCGGCAAGGAUCAUGGUUUAUGUGCAAGAACCAGAAUUCCAGAUCGUCCACACAGGAAAUACCGUCAGAUAUCAUUGCACGGGCAGAUCGCAAGAUAGCGAUUCGGUACGCAUCAGAUGGGAGAAAGAAGGUGGCCAAUUACCGCCCGGAAGGAGCGUGGACGACGCGAAUGGACUAUUGGUCAUUAGGGACGUGAAGGUGUCUGACAGCGGUAUAUAUGUCUGCCAAGUGAGCGAUGGAAUAAACAUCGCGAUCAAGAAAGUCACCCUGACUGUCGGAGGGGCCAAUCCGGUGGAACCCAGAGCUGUGAUAAGUCCAACCUAUCAGCAAGUGAGAGAGGGCAAACCGGUGGAAUUCCGUUGCGAGGCCACCGGUAAUCCACCGCCGCAAUUAGACUGGGUGCGAGUCCACGGCGCCAUGAGUCCAGAGGCGACCUUCUACAACGGCAUUUGGAAUCUACCGGCCGCGUCGAAGAGUGACGCAGCCGAAUACAAAUGUAUCGCCAGGAACAACGUUGGUAUAGAUGAGAAGACGACCGUUUUGUACGUUGAAGACAACCCAGAUAAGCCACCGCCUCAAAUUAUACCGCCGACUGUAACUCCAUCCGAAUGGUCCGGGACCAGCGGAGACGCCGUGAGACUGAUCUGCACACCGUCUCAGCGUGCGAACGUCACCUGGACGAGAUCCAGCGGACUCCCGUUACCCAACUCCGCCAGUCAACGCGACGGAGUCUUGACCAUCACCAACCCCAGCCCCAGCGAUUCCGGCAUAUACGUGUGCACGUCGACAGAUGUUCGCGGAACGGAAACGAGCACCACCGCCAAGAUCGUGAUAGUGCCUCGCAGGGAACCACCGACGAUCAAAGUGAAGCCCGAACGACAAGUGGUGUCUCAAGGCACAGUAGCCGAAGUGCGAUGCAUCACGAGCGGAGAGCCAGGAAUAUAUGUGAAAUGGAGCAAGUACACGGAAACGAUGAGCUCGCGCGUACAACAAGUAGACGACACGCUGAGGAUUGUCAACGCUCAGGUCUCUGAUCGGGGAGUAUACAUCUGCCGAGUGAGCAGCCCCACGGGCAGUUACGAGGCCAGUGCUAUCAUCGAAGUUGCACCUCGUGAAGCUCCGAUCCUGGAGCUGUAUCCUCAAGACGUUCAAACCGUCAUCCUCGGCGGUUCCGCCGAUCUUCAGUGCCGCGCAAAGGCCGGCUUCCCCGUACCCGAGUUACAUUGGUCUCGCCAAGACUAUCGAUCGUUCGCCUCUAACAUCGAACAACUCCCCGGCGGCCUUCUCAGACUAUCGAACAUCACAGCGAACGACGGCGGCGCCUACAUUUGCUCCGCGUCCAACGAGGUCGGCUCGACGUCGAUCAUCGCGCACAUCGAGGUGCAGUCCAUGCCUGUGAUCACCAUCACCCCGAAACACGGCAUCUUGCAGGUGAAACGCGGAGGACAGAUCCGCCUGGUGUGCAGCGCGAGUGGACACCCGCAGCCCAACGUAGCUUGGAGCAAACACGUGAACGGAAUGACCGUCUACGACACGUACAGCAGAAAAGCGGCCACCCCGUUGAGCGCCGUGUACGAGAUAUUCUCCGUUUCACCCAACGACGAAGGCUCCUACACAUGCCAGGCCACGAAUGCGGUGGGAAUAGCUGAAGAACGAAUUCAAAUUCGCAUCGAGGACGACAACGACGUGGAUGAACCUUGUACCGGCGACAGAGGCGACAUUCCGUGCCCUCCCGACGACUCACAACCACAUCAUCCCAUUGACAGAGGCUCGAAUCAAGGAGUGUUAAUUCCCGAGGACUACCUGAAGAUCCCGAACGGCGGCAAGGUAGAGAUGCGUUGCCAGGUGUUCGGACCCGACGGAGACCACAUCUAUUUAGACUGGAAGAGAAGCGAUCAUCGCUCCUUACCGCAGGGUAGCACCGUACACAACGGAGUAUUGAGCAUCCCGACCGUCGACAGAACCGCGGCUGGAGAAUAUAUCUGUCUGGGCUUGGAUCCUGCCGGCACCGUGCUCUUCAGAGCGAAGUCUCAUCUCGAAAUUAUAUCCCCACCGAGGAUCGACCUGAACCCUACGCAUCAGACAGUAGGUCCCGGCGAGAACCCAUCCAUCGUUUGCACCGCCACGGGAGAUGAGCCUCUACAUAUCGAGUGGGAGGCCAUAGGACGACCGUUACCAUACUCGGUAACGCACCACAAUGGUAUCCUGCAAUUCCACGGUAUCGCCUACUCCGAUGCCGGCAAAUACGUAUGCAAAGCGACGAACGGAGCGGGAACGGCGGAAGCGGUGGCUGAAGUUUCAGUCAACGAGCAUUCUUACAACGACACGAGAAUUCACGCGGAACACAGGGACGUGACGACGUACGCCGGCAGUUCCGUACGCUUACGCUGCGACGUGCGCGAACGCGCGACAAUUCACUGGAGCCGCGAGGGACAAGCGUUGCCGAUCACCGCGCGAAUCGGGGAAGACUACCUGGAGCUGAUGCAGGUGAAACCCGAAGACAGCGGCCGAUACAUCUGCCAAGCGCAAACCAGCCGCGGUGUAUCGAGCGAUUAUAUUAAUUUCAACGUUUCGCUAGUUAAUUUGCUUGCGGAUUGCAUGCCAGUGUACCGAUCGCAGUGCAGGCACUGGGAGUAUGAAUGCAGAAGCCUACAAUGCAUUCCGAUGGAAUACUUUUGCGACGGCUAUGUUCAGUGCAACGACGGUACUGACGAACGCUUCUGCCGCAACUUGCGAUAUCGCCAAUUUCUUCAGAGACGACGCGCUGCUGCCUCGCCGUUAGUAAGCGUCGAAGUAUCCCAAGACCCGAUAAACAUCGGCGAUACAGUCGAUAUACACUGUACGUGCAUUGGAACACGCAAUCCACGCUAUCACUGGUCAAGACCGAACCAUGCGAGAUUGCCGCCAAAUGCGCAAAUAUACGGCAACGUUCUGAGAUUAACUAACAUAGCCGUCGACGAUAGUGGACUCUACAGGUGCACCGUGGACACGCCAGAGGGUGUAUUGGAAAAGGAUUUGAACCUAAUUGUCCAUGGUGGGAACAACGAUGAACCAGCGAUUGAGACGAAAUUCGCGCCGUACGGGUCGAGCCUGGAGAUGGACUGUCGCAUCGAUCUCGAUCCACCGAUACAAUUCCACUGGAACAAACUCGGUGGACUUUUGCCGCGAGAUACUCAGACUUUGGAGAACAAAUUGAAGCUAACUAACGUAAAGGCCGAGGAUGCUGGAACAUACAUCUGCGUCGCGAAUAACGGACACAUGAACAUCGAAGUGCCUACAGUGCUGGUGGUGACGGGAGUCGUGCCUAACUUCAGCCAAGCGCCCGAGAGCUACAUUGCCUUGCCGCCUCUACCUGACUCCUAUCUCAAGUUUAACAUCGAGAUCUCUUUCAAACCGGAGAGUAACGAGGGUAUCCUCCUUUACAACGACGAAUCCAGCAGUGAGAACGGCGAUUUUAUCGUUUUGUCUCUGAUUAACGGAUACCCGCAAUUCAAAUUCAACCUAGGCUCUGGAGCAGCCGUCGUUCGCGCGGACAGACCCGUCACCCUGAGCGAGUGGCAUACCAUCAAGAUCCAACGCAACCGAAAGGAGGGAACAAUGGUGGUGGACGGCGAAGGUCCGUACAAGGUGGUUGCGAUAGGCAGGCGUCAGGGUCUGGACUUGAAGGAGCCCCUUUACGUCGGCGGAAUUCCCAGUUACAAUAGAAUCAACAAGGAUGUCGAAAUUAACUCUGGUUUCGUCGGCUGCAUAAGCAGAUUGAUUCUCGGGGAGAAGCAGGUGGAUCUGAUCGGCAAUCAGACCGACAGCGUGGGAAUCACGAACUGCGAGACUUGCGCCGAAAAUCCCUGCAACAACGGCGGCGUAUGCCAGGAAACAUCGACGAAGAACGGUUACACGUGCCUAUGCCGAGCUGGUUUCAGUGGCAAACACUGCGACAAUGUCGGGCAAUCCUGUUACCCAGGUGCGUGCGGAGAAGGCAAGUGCGUCGAUAAGGAAACCGGCUUCGAUUGUUACUGCUCGUUAGGCAAGACAGGACCGCGAUGUCAGCACUCGGUGAACGUCUACGACCCGGCCUUCCAUGACGAGAAAGCUUUCAUCGCGCACGAGACCCCAAAAGCUCUUAGACGGCUUAAGGUAGCCAUGAGUUUUAACCCUACGGACACCGGGGACGGGAUCUUGAUGUAUUGUUCUCAAAGUGACGAAGGCCUUGGAGAUUUUGCAGCGCUAGUGAUAAAGGACCAACACGUCGAGUUUCGCUUUGAUAUUGGCUCUGGGGAGGCGGUGAUAAGGUCACCCUACACUGUCCAGCCCGGAGUGUGGACGUAUGUAAUGGUAAACCGAGAUUUUAAGGAAGCGAAACUGUCGGUGAACAGCGAGCCGUUUGUGGAAGGCAAGGCGCCCGGAGCUUCGAGAACCAUGACCCUGAAUACUCCUCUCUAUAUCGGAGGGGUAGAUCGCAGCAGGAUCGUGGUGAACAAGGGAGCCGGCGUUGAUCGAAACUUCCGUGGAUGUAUAAGCGAGCUCGAAAUCUCAUCAAACAGUGUGGAUAUACUACGAUCGGCGACUGACUUGGCCAAUAUCGAGGACUGUUCAAUGUCUCACUCGAAUCAAACAAUCGUCCACGCCACCGUCACCACCCUGACAUCCACGCAACCACCAACGACAUCGUACAAUCCCUGCGCGUCGAAUCCUUGCAUCCACGGUGUGUGUCAAAGUUCAAACGCGUACGAUUACUCGUGCACGUGCGAGUACGGAUACGUGGGCAGAAAUUGCGAGAACGUGCUGAAGCAGUGCGAACUGCUCACACCGUGCAGAAACGGCGGCACCUGCACUAAUCUUCACGGAUCUUACAAGUGCGACUGUCGGCUCGGUUACAACGGGCAAAACUGCGAGAAACUGGCGGAAAUUACAUACGACGUCGCGUUCAGGGGAGACGGCUGGUUAGAGUUGGACAGAUCUGUCAUGACACAUGAAGAGGAACGAAGUGAGGUGUUGGGCUUCGAAAUCAGCACCAACAGGAGCAACGGGCUCAUCAUGUGGCACGGGCAAACGCCAAACGAUCUAACACCUGAUGAUUACAUCGCCGUUGCCGUAGUGGACGGAUACGUGGAGUAUCAGUACAAUUUGGGCUCCGGACCCGCCGUGAUUCGCGUCACCGCUCAACGAGUCGACGACGGUGAGCGGCAUCGAAUAAUCUUGAAGCGCCAAGGCAGCGAUGGCAGCAUCGAGCUGAACGGCGAACACACCGAGAGCGGCGUCAGCGACGGACUCCAGCAGAUACUGAACACGCGAGGUAGCGUUUACCUGGGAGGUGUGCCGGACUAUGCGAUGACCUACGGCAGAUACCACGACGGUUUCUCCGGUUGUAUCUACACCUUGGAGGUGCAAGACUCAGGGGCUAUCGAUAUCGGCGAGAAGGCCGUCCGGGGAAUAAAUGUCUCACCCUGCACCAGCGAUCGAACUGAUAGACUUCCAACACGUGGUGACCUGCGCGGAUACUAAGAGAAAGAGAUCUGCAUUGUAUAUUCAAGAAACGUACUGCGACUUUGUAUUACAUUGUCGAGCGACAACACCGUUUCCACGUAAAAACGUUGAAUCUUAAGCCAAGUGUAUCCGUUAAAUUUUUUCAUACAUAACUAAUGUGUUUUGUGGAAAACGUUCUAAGUAUAAAGGAUCAAAAGCAAACGUAAUAUUAAGCUAAUCAAACGUCGUCCCGGCAUUGCACGACCUAAAGGGCGCAACUUCUCAAUUGCGAUACAAAAAUAAUUUGUUUGCCCACGGGACAUCUCGCGAAAAUCGAAAAACGUGCGUAAAAAACGUAUUUAACAUGUAUUUAUCUCCCCGAUUCCACAGUUUAUCAUGAACGAGAUGAAGUGUGUGAAAGAUAGGAAAGUGACUAACGCUUAACGCGUCAUAUGUAAACAGUUUUAUAUCCGUAGUUACAUACAGAGUCUAUAUCUCUUGCACUCAUAUAUUGCCAUCGAGAUAUUUUAUAAUUAACGUGACUUUUUAUAUCGCUUUUAUUUGUACGAGAAGAAAAAUAUACGUUCGAUUCGUGCAUAUAACGAACCGCUGUUUCAGAAACAGCAGAAAGUUUAUGCAUUUAGAGAAUGAUUUAGAAAAUUGUUCUGGAAAUAUUAGUUACGAUGUACAUGUGACAGAUAUCACGCGUUGAAUUUUCCAAUUCUCACGUUUUUCCCCGUUAAUAAUAUUACUCUUUAUGUUUCUUUCUCUCUCUUUAGUCGGGUUUUCUCGCAACGUCUUACUUUUGCGAGUCAGCUGUACUACUACGAACAGCUGAUAAGAUGACUGAUGAAAGAAACGAAAACGAAAACGCAUUAAUGAUGAAGCGUAUAUAGUCUAUAAUUUUUCACUGCCAUAUACUCUGAUUUGUUCAUAUUUUUGAUGGGAUAAAGCAGGUUUUUGCCGGCGACGUCGUAUAGAGAUAAUAAAUAUUAUUCACUAGCGUAUGAGUGUAAUCAAAGUUCUAAUGAGAUCUCGAUAUAUAAUCUCUCCUUACCGAAAAGACAAUAAAUUCUCUCGACCGCAGCACAAGCAUUUCGUUGGGGAAACAAUAAAAGACUUUUUCUACGCGAUAUUAGGUGUCGAAUUUUUACAUUUUGAAAAGAGCAAACAUUUAUAUAUUUAUAACGCGAAAUAUAUAAGCUGCGCGAACGUGUUAAUUUCCAUUGAUGUUAAAUAUUAUAGACCGUCGUAAAAGAUAAAAUUCUCAGAACAGAGAACAUACACAUCAAUAAUCAAAUGGAGAAUUAAUAAAUGUUACAAUUCUCCAAAUCCAGAUUGCACUCAUACCUUGAUGAAUACUUAUCAUUUAUUUUAUACAGAGUAUCCUAGAAUUACAGGUAAAGACUUGACUGGUUAAUAAAAUGCAAACAAAAAACAAACAUAAAUGUCUUAGGUAUGCAAAUCAGUCAUUUUCGACAUAUCUAAUUUUCCAUUUUAUAAGCUAAAUUCUGUGAACAAUACAUACUGUGAAAUUAUUAAUAUCUCAACAAAUUAAAAAUGUCAACGAUAUUCGCAUAGUUUAAUAUGAACAUGUUCGCAAUUUUUAAAUACUGUCUUUUUUUUUAACAAUUUUAUUUUUUGAAACAAAUUAUAUUACUUUAAAGAGACAUGAAAACUGGAAUAAUCUAUCAUUAUAUUUUUUUAUUGCAUUUUAUACACUAAAAAGAAAAAAUUAAUGUUUUGCAAUAUUACGAUUCAAACUAAAAUUCACCAAUUCUCAUUUAUAUUCACACUUCAGCAUCAUUGAUAUAUUCUACCCGAAUAAUCUAAUUUUACAAAUUAAUUCUUAUUCCGAAGAAAAAUAACCCGUAAGACGACUGCAAUCAAACAUCGUGAAAUUCAAGUCAGAAAAUUCCCGGAAAUUCAACAGAAUCUCAUUCGCGAUGAAAUCGGGCUUCGCACAUCCAUAUAUAACGUGCAUGUCCGUCGUAUUCUAAAUAAUUUUGAUACUUACUUAAGUCUUUAUCCUUAAUUCUAAAAUGCCCUGUAUAUGCAGGUGCUUACAUGCAAUUUUUAAUAAACAGAUAAUCAAGGGUCGAUAAGUAAGUGAUAAGUAAUAAAUGAGUAUAAUUGAUCAUAGCAACAACAUCGAACGAUCGUAUGUACUUUUUCAUUCGAAUCAGUCGGAAAAACAAACGAAGAAAGUCACGUAUAAAAGAAUUGCGCUACGUAAGAAGAAUUGGUGCUAGAGAAAAAUACGCGAUGCUACUUACACGAAAAAUUCAUAUCAAAUAUAUUAUGGAAAAUGUAUGUGUAUACACAAGUGAGCAGUAAUCUGCGCUCUCUAAUAUUCUCUACAUUGGUGAUUUCAUGAAAGUAAAACGUACAAGGAUUGAAAGUAAUAAGGAUCAUUGUUCGUCCGUUAAGAUCAUAUGAAUACAAUCAGGACAUUAUCCAGGAUAAAACAAUUGAAAUACAAUAAUUUACGUUAUCGCUUAUACAAAAAUAAAUCAUUUAAAUGAGUCUCCAUGUACCCUUAUAAAAAUAUCAUACUAAGAAUCAUUGAUAAUUACUUAUUUUCAGUAUUAAAAAUACUGGAUAAUAAGUAAUUAUCAAUGAUUCUUAGUAUGAUAUUUCUAUAAGGGUAUUAAACGGCACAAACGUGAUUUAUAUCUCCCACUCUGAAAUACUGUUUUCAAUUAAACAUAUUUUUCUUACGUAACUUUAUAUAACCAUUUUAUGGUUUCUGACGAAAAUUGGAGAAGAUCCUUAAUACAUCCCAAUUAUGAGACACGAAAUAUAAAACAGAUCUGCCUCGAAUGCACAUUGACAUCAGAUCGUGUCUCUCCUACGUUUUUUUCUACAACAAUUAUUUCAUCAGCAGGUAUCUUCUAAUGUGUAAUAGAUAAAUUACUUUUUACGAUCUUACUGUUCAAUACGUUGUGCGGCAGAGUGCCUAUUAGCGAUAUUAACUCUUAAUUAACGUAUCUUUUAAUAUAAAUACGAAAUAUGUCAAAUUAUCAACUAAUGAUAUAUUACAUGUAAUGAAAUAAGAAGUAUCAUUUAACGAGAUUUUCUUUGUCUUUAAAAUUCAUUGCGAGACAAAAUACCAACGUGAAAUAAUGUAUCAUAGAUCUUGUGAAAUUUUCUAUAUCCGUUACGGCUCUACUAACAUAUUGUAAAUGAUCAUGUACAGAAAACACACACAUAUAUAUACACAUAUAUAUGUGCUUGUAUAUUAUUAUACUCUAACACUUUAAUCAUAUACCAACAUCGAAUGAAUGCUUUUGGAUGUUCAUGCAAACGUUAAUUAUGUAAUAUCGCAUAUUGCAUUACAUGUAUGCAUAUUGCAUUAUAUAUGUAUAGGAUGAAAUAACAAAUAUAAAUUGCAAUAGCUUCUUUACGCAAUUACGAUGUCAGGAUAUAAAUAAUGGCGAUGCUAUCCAGACAUCUCAACUAGAUAUGGAUUUUAAGGUAUAGCAAUUGUUCCAUCCUAUACAUAUAAAAUCAUACUGAAAGUAUCUACGAUAACAUAAAAAUGUAGUCUAUUGUUACACAAUAAUUCUUCAAAGAAAAUGAGACAAUAAAUAUAAUUUUGCUAACGA